Molecule: messenger RNA, 240 nt
Organism: Peniophora sp. CBMAI 1063
Lineage: Eukaryota; Fungi; Basidiomycota; Agaricomycetes; Russulales; Peniophoraceae
Source: the annotation of a GenBank genome assembly
AUGAACGCCGCACUUCUUCGGUCCUCUGCACGGGCCGUCCGCGGCACCCGUCUUCCCGCCCGGUCGAGGUGGAUGUCGUCUGGAGGGCACGGCGAAUACAACCCGAUACCCAUCAACCCGAACAACCUGCGCGCAUUGAAGUUCAAGUUAUACGGAUACAUGGGCUUCGGCUUUGUGUUGCCGUUUGUCGCGAGUGGAUACCAGCUAUGGAAGGGCGGAGCGUUCAACGCACCGAACUAG